GCAAGCUUUGUGGCCGAACUGUCAAACACAUUUAUUGUUGUGUGAACUCCUGCUGCUGCAAGUCAUCAUAGUUGUUCCAGUUGAAAAGUUCGCGAAAAUAAUGGCUGAAGUAGAAUUAUUCGUUGCGGAAAAGGACGAGACUGACGUCCGGCCAAUGAAAGACACGACGUUGGAUGAAUUGGAUAUGGAGGACUUGUAUACAAAAUAUAAGAAAUUACAAAAAAUGCUGGAGUUUUUGGAGGUUCAAGAGGAGUACAUUAAAGACGAACAGCGUAAUCUUAAAAAGGAAUAUCUCCAUGCCCAGGAAGAGGUCAAACGGAUCCAAUCGGUCCCGUUGGUGAUCGGCCAAUUUUUGGAAGCGGUCGAUCAAAACAACGGUAUUGUGGGCUCAACUACAGGAUCGAAUUACUUCGUUCGAAUUUUGUCCACAAUCGAUCGAGAACUGUUGAAACCUUCUGCUAGUGUGGCACUGCAUAAGCAUAGCAACGCUCUGGUGGAUGUUCUACCGCCGGAAGCUGAUAGCUCGAUUUCUAUGCUUCAAGCCGAUGAGAAACCGGAAGUUCAGUAUUCGGAUAUUGGAGGUAUGGAUAUGCAGAAACAAGAAAUUCGAGAAGCCGUCGAACUGCCGCUUACACACUUUGAGUUGUACAAGCAAAUUGGUAUUGAUCCCCCGAGAGGUGUACUGAUGUACGGACCACCUGGUUGCGGAAAAACUAUGUUGGCCAAGGCUGUGGCUCAUCAUACAACAGCAGCCUUUAUUAGAGUUGUUGGCUCCGAGUUUGUCCAGAAAUAUCUGGGCGAAGGUCCUCGUAUGGUGCGUGAUGUAUUCCGUUUGGCAAAAGAAAAUUCCCCAGCUAUAAUUUUCAUUGAUGAAAUCGACGCAAUUGCCACUAAGCGUUUCGAUGCUCAAACUGGCGCUGACAGGGAAGUGCAACGUAUCCUACUGGAAUUAUUGAAUCAAAUGGACGGAUUUGAUCAAACGACCAACGUUAAAGUUAUCAUGGCUACCAAUCGUGCUGAUACACUAGAUCCCGCACUGCUGCGUCCAGGACGUUUGGAUAGGAAAAUCGAAUUUCCUUUGCCCGAUCGUCGUCAAAAACGAUUAAUUUUUUCGACCAUCACUGCAAAGAUGAAUCUAUCCGAAGACGUUGAUCUGGAAGACUACGUUGCUCGGCCGGACAAAAUAUCUGGCGCGGACAUCAAUGCAAUUUGUCAGGAAGCUGGCAUGCACGCUGUGCGCGAAAAUAGGUACAUUGUCUUGGCUAAAGAUUUCGAGAAGGGUUAUAAGAACAACAUCAAGAAAGAUGAAACCGAACACGAGUUCUACAAAUAGACAGUUUGAAGUGUUCUGAAGUAACUGAAUAAAUACAACAUAUAAAUUUCUAUAUAAUAUGUA
Messenger RNA from Aedes aegypti (yellow fever mosquito), 1396 nucleotides. RefSeq names its product 26S proteasome regulatory subunit 6B (gene Rpt3). Gene Ontology annotation, molecular function: proteasome-activating activity; ATP binding; ATP hydrolysis activity. The transcript has 5 exons. Gene Ontology annotation, biological process: proteasome-mediated ubiquitin-dependent protein catabolic process. Gene Ontology annotation, cellular component: proteasome regulatory particle, base subcomplex. The record is from RefSeq and is a predicted model, not a curated record. The coding region runs from base 101 to 1333 and encodes 410 amino acids. NCBI's taxonomy places the organism in Eukaryota, Metazoa, Arthropoda, Insecta, Diptera, Culicidae.